AGGAAUAUCGAGGAGAUCCUGGCAGCCAAAGGGGAGAAGGUGAGACGUGUGGUUGGCGAGGAAGCCCUGGAGCUGCUUCCGGAGGACGCUGGCUCUCAGAGUCAUCCUACAGAGGGAGAAGUUUUGCCUUCGGCCGAGCUCAUCAUUUUAGAGUUGCACUGUGGUUAUCUUUCCUGGUCCUUUUGCUGCUGUUGUAGCAAUUCUGGGUGCUGCGGCAGGGCUGGGAAGCCUGCUUUGUUCUCAGGUGUUGCACAUCAGUGGCUGAUUGCAGUGCUCCUGGGGGUGCAUCCCAUGGCAGCUGAGCAGAAGAAGCAGUUGGUACCACAUGAGGAGAUGGCCCUGACCACGGGGGACACGUAUCUUUCCAUUAAAGAGGAUGCCAACAGGCAUGCUUCGUCUAGGAGGACCACCCCAGACUUUGCUUUAGCCAAAGGCAUGGGAGAGGGAAGAAGGGAGGAAAAAGCCUGCUGGAGCUGCGUCGUGAUGGGGACCAGUGAUGUACCAGCCUGGAGCAACAGAGCACGGCUGUGUGCCCUUCCCCCCCGCUGGAGAUCAUGGCUGGAGCAGGAGCAGCACAAGGCUCGGGAGAGAGAUGAGGUGCUCUGCAAACAACAGUACUGGCGAACGUGUGCUCCCUUCUGCAGCUGCUAAGGACAGUGAGACAGCAGGUACAAGCUAGGUGGGUACAUACAUGGCUGUGUGCAUCCUCCUGCCUGGCCUCCAGCACUCUGACCUGUCCCAGGAAGGAGGCCAAGCCUCAGCUCUGUGCAGCAGGUGAGUGCUCCCUGGUGGCAGCCGAAAUGCAGCUACCCCUCCCAUGGUCAGUACAGGCAGGUUAAAGGCCUGGUGAGCAGCGUCACUGGUCUGAAAAUCUUACUGCUGGUUGGAAAUGUUUCUGUCAAAUGCAUUUCGAUUAGAAAGUGCUGACUUGUUCCCUAUAGGAACAUAUCUGCUUUGGCAGAACUCGUUACUGGAGUUUCUGAAGUCCAGAAUAGCCCCUCUGGUCAAGGAUUCCACCUCCUGCAGUUAGAUCUUGCUGCCCUCCUCUCGGGGCUGCGUUUCCAACUUUACCAAAAGGGAUGAAAGUAAAUGUAGACCCUUGCACUUGUGUGCAGGGUGAAACUGACUUCCCAGCAACAAUCCCAGCUUGGAGCUGUUGCCAAGGCUCCAUUUCUUGCUGGUGUAGGACCAGACGAUGUGCAGAAAAAGGACUGCCUUGCUGAGAGCAGCACUGCUCCACUGCUGGAUGCAGAGGAGCAGGGGAUAGUUCUGCUCCCUCUCAUGACAAGCCAUGGCCAGAAAACUGCUGGCUCACAAAGCAGGUCCGUGCGAGAUGCAGGUGGGCAGUCCCAUGCGAGGCUUCUGGCUCAGCCGCACCAGAAGCAAUGAGUUCACCUAAGUUUGAUUUUUGUGCUGAACAGAUGGCCAGAAGACUUUCUUCCUUCUUUCCAGGUACCAGCUCCUGUCUUGUGUCUGCAGUGCAGGCUGCAUAGCUGGCACUUACCUUUCAGGCUUUGUCCUGUGCUUGUUCUCUGGAGGUCUCCAGAUCCCAUUAAAGGUAAAGGUGGGAGAGCCCUGGCUCCUGCUUCAAGAGCUUGUGGCACAACUCUGUUACAGGAGCGGCUGAGGAAGCUCUCACUGCAGAGUUCACAGCAACCCCAGAACAAACUUCAAAGGUUGGGGGACCAUAGCUGCAGCCAGGAGUGGGGUGAGCUUUUAAAGGUCCUGUGCAGCUUCUGACUUGGUCUCAUUUCCUUCUGCAGAAAGAACAAAACUGAUGAAGAUGUUCCAGGAAAGGAUCCAGAACAAUUUGCGUCACCUCGUGAUGCGGAUGUGACAGGAGGACUGCAAAAUGAAAAAGGUGCUCUUCCCUUCCCUUAUUAAAAGUAUUUUGGAAAUAAAGAAGUUCAAGGCUGCGUUUAA
Molecule: messenger RNA, 1923 nt
Organism: Numida meleagris (helmeted guineafowl)
Lineage: Eukaryota; Metazoa; Chordata; Aves; Galliformes; Numididae
Gene: DNLZ
Product: DNL-type zinc finger
Biological process (GO): protein import into mitochondrial matrix; protein stabilization; protein folding
Cellular component (GO): mitochondrion
Molecular function (GO): zinc ion binding; protein-folding chaperone binding
Source: RefSeq, a predicted model, not a curated record